UUCAGUGGUCAGUAAACGCACCACAGUGCGGGACGUUUUUUCGGUUGAACAAUAUAUAGAUCUCUGAGCCUUAUUGCACCUCAUACAUCAUAUCACCAGGUUGAUGCUGUGCGUGAAUGCAUAAAGCUUUCUGCGGCAACAAUGGAGACAAGGGAGGUGUUUGAUGUGUGAGGUCACUUGUGCUGCAGGACUGACGACACAACCUCUGCUCCAGUGAAGAAGCAUUUCACCGUGACAGCCUGAGUUCACACUGAGGUAACAUUACGAUGUGACUGACCACCUUUCCUCACAGCAGCAGUUUUAAACAGGAUGUGAUUGGGGGGAGUCCUUUUCAAUGAUCCAAUCAGCUUCCACUGAUGCUGACUGGCUCUCCUGAGGCCAGCAUCUUCUCCCACUCGUCCUCCACCACUUUGUAGAGCUCCAUGGUGGCUUGAGCGUCUUCCACCGAGGAGUGACCUUGGCAGCCCAUCUGAGGACACGCAGACAUCACAUUGGUCAACAUUGGUCAUCUUUCAGGCACAUUCAAAAAGCAGUCUCCUACCUGGAUGUCACGGUUGAAAAAGACCUUGAUGAGCUUCUUCAGCGCGACGCACUGAUUCGCCCUGAAGCCCGCCUUUUCAUUCAGCAGCGGGAUGCGGGACGUGUCUCUGGUCAUGGCGGGGGGGUGUGAAUACUGAAGGACCUUGAAGUCAUUGUGCACGGCAUGGCCGACCACCACCUUCCCCUUGAGAAGCUUCACUACCUGAAACCACAGCAAGCAAUUACCAGAAGAGGGAUGGGGAUUAUUAGCAUGUAAACGUGUGAAAGAACGUAACAAACGCUAACUUCACCAGCAUUGAAACGGAUUACUUAAAUUGUAUAGCAUCAUCAAUAUUUUUCAUGUCUCACUAUGCCAAACAAAUGGCUUGAGGUGUUUAUCUCACCUCCUUUCUGGCUUGGUGGAAGGGCGUGGCAUCCCAGAGGUCACGGGGUCGGAUGCCGCUCCAGGGUGUGCGGUAAUCGGUAACAGGCAUGCUGGGUUUGACGUACUUGUCGUACACAAUGUCGCCCUCAUAGGUCACAAUGCUGCAGCGUGCCAGCUGGCUGACCCAUCCUUUGGGACCCGUGCCCACCAUCUCACAGUCGAUGGCAAGGAACUUGCUGGGCACUGCAGCUCCUGCGGUAACACUCAAUGAAGGCUGAUGGUGUGAGGAAGUCUGACAUGAUGGAUGCUUAUUGAAUCUAUUAUUUUUGCCCUUGCUUUUUCUGAAUUGAUGCUCCCCGGAAGUUUCUUCAUGCUGUUUGAUAUGCUUGUUGAUAUGUGACCUGAUCAGUGCCUCUGCCUUUGAUCCUGGUGAAGAAAGGGAAUUCCGAUCUGAAGCUUGCUUGCGCUUCCACUUCUGUCUGCGUUCUGUGAAGCAUUUCCCUGUUUUUCUCACCCGGCUCCUGGUUAAUAUUCUUGCCUUGCUUUGAGAUGUAGGAGAUUCUCCAGAAAAGCACACAUUGAUCAUAAUGUCCGACAUCUUUGUAGGAAGAAUGGAUGUGGGGUGCUUGGUCAUAUGUACCAGGUGGGUUACUCCAGCUGUAUUGCUCCCAUUGAAACCUGAAAUUCAGCGUGUAUUAUUUAUAUUGCUUACUAUAAUCACAUUUGAUGAAGUGUGACGCUUUGGCCAGAAUCUAUCCAAUCUAAAUCGUAUAUCUUUAAAGUUGAACCAUUGUUGUUGUACCUGUGCUUCAUUUAACGGUAACUUGUGAGAUUUGACGUCGACAAGCAGCAUGUCUUUAGGUAGCUAAUGCUAAAAGACGACCACAACACUGACUUUACAAAUAUCACUUGCUGUAUACGAUACAAACUUAACUGCAUUAAGAACAAGUGGUAGUACGAAGAGCAAUUGGAAAUACAUAAAAGGUAAAUAUUCUUGUGUUUUGUUAAAACAAGUUACACAAACCUGCUGCCUGCACCAUCCACCACCGACGAAGCCGCGCACUUCCACUUCCGGGUUAUGCUGCCUUUAGUUAGUAUCCGAUCAGAAAAUGUUUUCCGGAAAGUAUAAGUACAGAUGUUUUAAUGUAGGUCUACACACGAGACACACACCAGCCAUGUCAUUUAACAUUAAAUAAGAACGUUUUGUAAUAAUUAUACUUUUCGUACAAUGUGUAUAGUAUGUGACGAGAAGUCAGUUAGACGUUCCGAUUUACAAUGAGGACAUGAACGCACCAGCACUCUUGCGAUCUAUUGAAACUUGACCAGCAAAAAUACAUACUCAUUGCGAAGCGUGUCUGUAAGAUGUGGCCGAUCGGAGACGCGUGGGUUGUCAUUUUGGACAUUUUUUUAACACACAUUCAGGCUCGAUAAGAAGGGUAGCUCAUUCCAAGUUAGCAAUUUAGCUUUGGACUCGCAUGUCAACAGCACAACAUGGGAGAAAAUUCACAGCAAAGUCUUUCUUCAGACGAGCAAAAAGAGCUAGCCAAAAGACUCACCGCCUUUCUGUCCCAGUACAGAUACUUAUCGGAGUCGUACAUAAUUGAAUUCUUCGCUGAGGAUUUAUGGCACAAGUUACCCGGCAGCUGGCAGUCUGUGCUGCAGCAACUGUCCUACCCCCAGAUUGCAGACCUGCUGCUGGAUGCAGAACAUAAACACAGGAGGUAUCCAUGCAUGUGGCCGCUGUCCCUUUUGGCUUUCCGGGCCACAGCCCACGCACUCACCUUUCCCAGACACUCCUGGCGGGGCCGAGAUAACGUGGGUGGUUCGGCGAAACCCUGCGAGUUCCAUGACAACCAGAACCAGAGCGCCUUGCUGGCCCACAUUUUCCGGAAGCAUGUCAAGCCCAAGAAGCAGCACGAGAUUCGCGAGCUGGGGACGCUUGUCAAACAACUUUGUGAACACACUGAGUGCAAGCAAGUCGUGGAUGUCGGCUCUGGACAGGGUCAUUUGACUCGCUUCCUGUCGUUUGGGCUUGGUUUGUCUGUGACCGCCAUUGAGGCUGAGCCCACCCUGGUUGCCACGGCAACCAAGUUUGAUGGACAGUUGCUACUGGCCCUGGAGAAGGAAAAACACAAACAGAAUUGUUCCUCUGAGCUGCCAUCAUCAGAGGCGCGUCCUCGCCAUAUGACAGGUUGGGUCGACCCCAAGGCAUCAUGGGAGGUUUUCGUCAAGCAGCUGGGUGCAGACCGCCAUGUUGGGGAAGGUCAAGUUGUUCCGGUAGGACACUGCAAAAAAAGACUGCGGCCGUCGCCAUGCUGCGCCUCACAUGACUCGAAAUCAACAAGUCUUACUGAAGAUGAGUCUUGUAACUCAAACUGCAUCCAACAAGGACGUCCAGGCUUUGUCCUGACUGGUCUACACGCCUGCGGGGACCUCAGCUCCACACUCCUCCGCCAUUUUGUCAAGUGUCCGCACAUCCACGCCAUCACCUCUGUGGCGUGCUGCUACAUGAAACUCACCACCAAAGAGCAGCCCGCCCCUCCAGGCGUGGUCGGACCGCCAGUUCCACCAAACUCAGAUGGAGAUUCCUUCCCCUCGGAUUUUGGCUACCCCAUGAGUGAGCAUGUGCGGGGGUUGCCGGGACACGAGCUGUCGUACAAGGCGCGGGAGGGGGCGUGUCACGCAGUGGAGCACUACAUUGACAGGCUGAGAGAGGAGAGCGCGCUGCUGCGAACACACUGCUACCGCGCCAUGCUGGAGACCUUCAUCACAGAGGCCAGGCCACAGUUGCGUAGGGCAGGAAUCCAGACGGUGAAGAAAGCCCACUUGUUGACCUUUACUGAGUAUGCCAAGUUGGGUCUGGCCCGGGUUGGCCUGCCCCCCUCCUUGCCUCUUGACCCGGUGCGUGUGGAGGCCAUGCUGGAGCAGCAAGGGAAAGUGGUUGUCUACUUCAGCUUGGCUCUGCUGCUGGCGCCAGUGGUGGAGACGCUGGUGCUGCUGGACCGCAUGAUCUACCUACAGGAGAACGGUGUGGACAGCCAGCUGCUGCCUCUUUUUGACCCUAAUCUUUCCCCAAGAAACUUUGUCCUUGUGGCUCUGAAGACAGGAGGGUAGAAAAAGAUUGUUUUUGUAUUUUUUGCACUCUGGUGGUAUAAAUCACCUUUUUAGUCUGAAAUAUUGCUAUUUUUUACAGUUUAGGCCUGCUUUUUAGAGGUUUUAUGCUCAGCUUCACUGCAAUGCAUCAUAGCUUAUGUGCAAAAUGUGGCUCAUUUCAGAAUAAGUGAAACAACAACCCAGAAAAUGUGAGAAAAGUAAAGCAAAAAGACAUAAUGUAAGUACAAAAAGAUAAAAUGUUGAGACUAAUAAGUAAAAACACAAGGAUAUGUGUAACUUUUAAAAAUAUAUUAUAAAUAUCAAAGGACCGCUGGACAGCCCUGACGUAAAUAGACAAAGCCAUGUAGAUUUUUCAAGUACAAGCUGAACGAUUAAUGCUGAUACCCCUAUUGAAAAGCCAGGGUUUUAAGAAAUGCUGCAAAUGUUUGACAGACAGUAUGAAUUGCCUGUGAGAAUUUUUUCAUAUUGAAAGAUUCAUUUAUUCAUUCAUUUUCGACUACUUAUCUUCACGAGGGUGGCGGGGAUGCUGGAGCCUAUCCCAGCUGUCUGCGGGAGAUACACCCAGGACUGGUGGCAAGCCAAUCACAGGGAAUCGCCAAUUAAGCUAACAUGUUUUUGGAAUGUGGGAGGAAACCGGAGUCCCCGGAGAAAAUCCACACACAUGGGGAGAACAUGGAAACUCCACACAGAGAUGGCAGAAGGUGGAUGUUAAAACCUCUUUCUUGUGGACCAAUUUUCACGUCAUGAGUUUUGGGUGUAUUGUGAAGUACUACAAUGUUUGUAUUCCUAUUUUUAAAUGAAUUGUUUCAAGACUAGUAAAUAGUGAAUUUAAAAAAUGAAAAUUGUGUGUUUUUUAAUG
Doryrhamphus excisus (bluestripe pipefish) is the source of this 4877-nucleotide messenger RNA. It is a transcript of the gene mettl25b, whose product is annotated as methyltransferase like 25B. The record is from RefSeq and is a predicted model, not a curated record. Lineage: Eukaryota; Metazoa; Chordata; Actinopteri; Syngnathiformes; Syngnathidae.